Messenger RNA from Paraphaeosphaeria sporulosa, 2552 nucleotides. RefSeq lists its product as uncharacterized. Gene Ontology annotation, biological process: regulation of DNA-templated transcription. The coding region runs from base 40 to 2259 and encodes 739 amino acids. NCBI's taxonomy places the organism in Eukaryota, Fungi, Ascomycota, Dothideomycetes, Pleosporales, Didymosphaeriaceae. The transcript has 2 exons. The record is from RefSeq and is a predicted model, not a curated record. Gene Ontology annotation, molecular function: zinc ion binding; DNA-binding transcription factor activity, RNA polymerase II-specific.
GGACCUCUUCCGAACAGCUUCAUUCCCAUCAAGACCAAAAUGUCUGCUCCCGAGCCCGCGACCAAACGCAGAAAGGUGCGCAAAGGCACCCAAAGCUGUUGGGAAUGCAGGCGGCGUAAAGUCCGGUGUAUAUUCGCAGCCACGACGACUAGCGUGUGCAACAAUUGCACACGUCGAAAGACUCCCUGCGUCAGUCAAGAGCUCUUAGAGACCUCAUACCUGGACUUUCCUCCUGGAGACGAACAACUUGGUGUGCGACUGGGCCGAGUGGAAGAGCUUCUCGGCCGGUUGUCCAAUCCACAUGUUUCGGAUCGACUCGGGCUCAACGAUCCCAAUACCCAGUCUCUCGAAGACCAUCCUAAUGGUACCGCUUCUGCAUCUCCUGCUGAAGUUACCUUGGGGUCACAAGCAGCCCAAUCACCUUGGUUUGAACGCCGAGAUUACUCCCGACCAACAGUGGACGAAUUCAAAGAGUCAAACGAGCGAAUGGUCGCUGCAUGGCCGAGUCGAGCCGAACUUAGUCUUAUAUGCGCUCUUCCUGUCGGCCUCUCUUCGCAUCUCCACUGUGGGUUUUGCAGGCCGGACUCCAACACUAUUGAGAAGGGCACAGGGCGAAAGACUGAUUUGCUUCAUCUACCCUCAGUAGAUGCACAUCCGGUACUUCUUGCUCGCAAGCUGCUGAUUCUCGGGACCUUCAUUCAGGGCGCCCUUCCAUCAGCAGUCAAAGCUAUGGAAGAUAAAGGUUUCUUCCCGCUGCAAAUCAUGCAUCGGGUUGUUGACACCGCUACGAAGCUUGUCACAACUAGAGAUGAGCUUCUCUGUUCCAUCGAGGCCGUUGAAUGCAUUAUGUUGGAAGCCAUGUACCACAACUACAGUGGAAACCUGCAUAGAUCAUGGAUGGCUACACGCCGAGCCAUCACCACCGCACAGGCAAUGGCGCUGCACCGCGGAAUCACCACACCAUCCGUGAGAUUUCUGGAGCCCAAUUCCCGUAGAGAUUUCGAUCUCGACCAGUUGACCUUCCGUCUAGCCGAGAUGGAUGCUUAUCUAUCCAUCAUGCUAGGUCUGCAACGCUCUUCAUUAGACACGAACCAUAUUACCCACGAAAGGGCUCUAGCAGCAUGUUGUCCGGCAGAACGCAUGCGACGCAUUCAUUACAUAGUGCAAGAGCGUAUCAUACGACAUUCGACCUCAUCUGCUCUUGAUCUCGCUGAAGUCCACGAGAUGGAUCGAACUCUUCAGAAAGCUGCAGCGGAGAUGUCGCCUCGCUGGUGGUUGACUCCAACUUUCACGCCUGACGAUGCCGAUGAAACAAAGGUAAUGCAGGAUAUGAUUCGCACAAUGGGUCAACUUUCCCACUAUCACGUUUUGAUCCGUCUCCAUCUACCUUACGUGCUAUCAUCCGACCGCCGUUGCGACUAUAGCAAGUUGGUCGCUGUGAACACAAGCCGAGAGUUACUGAUUCGGUUCCUGAGUUUUCGCACCUCGAAUCCGGCUCACUACUAUUGCCGUGGGUCGGACUGUCUUGCAUUCAUCGCAUCGACCAUUUUGUGCGUCGUACACAUCAAGAGCAGCAAAAAUGCAAACAAUAACCCUCUCGGACAUGUUUCCGACAACACUGGCUUUGAAUUCCUUGCCCACAACAGGCUGAGCGAUCGUGGCUUGAUGGAGCAGGCCCUGGAUAUCGUCGAAUCCAUGUAUGAGCCGGGCGUGGACGCUAUUUCAACCAGGAUAUCUCGAAUCCUUCGAGAUCUGCUUUUCAUUGAGUCUAAUGCUUCGGCUGGCAAGGCAUACGACGUGUCGUCUUCAGAGGCCACUAGUGAGGAGUUGGAGUGCGAUGGGAAGAUGCUCGGCGGAGGCAAAACAAUGCGGGUUCAUAUCCCAAAUUUCGGCAACAUCGAUUUUGUGAGAAAUAUUGUUUCGAGGACUGCCCAUGUACCCCGGGGAAAUCCAGUGAAUGCCGCGUUCCCUCCGGCCACAGUUGCGCGAGAUUCGAAUUUGUCACCGGCAUUAACAGCGUCGGAUGCCACAUUGGACGAUAAUGCGAUACCGUUUGCGCAGGAUUUCACGACGUGCAGUCUUACGGAACCUUCACAGCAGGCAUUCACUGGCGUAGAUCGUGGCUGCCUUGAACAGCCGAACCUUGGUUUUCCAUGGAUUGAGGAGGACAACUGGGAUUUGCAAGGCGUCGACUUCGCCUUGUUCGACACCCUUUUCAGCGGGUCUGUGUCUGAAGAUCAGACAGACAUCUUUCAGUGAUACAUCGGACUCUAACGGGAGCGUCGUAAAGAUGAUGCAGCACGGUGCUAAUUCAGAGCGUAAUAGAUAUUACUCUGACCUUUGCACCUGGACUGGUGCCAAGCUAUGUGAGGUAUGUGUACAAGGAAUCCAUCAAUUAUACCAGAAGCAGGUAACAUACAAAGUUUGGUACGAACGUUCGUGAUUCCCGCAGCGGUCCGAAGCCGAAGCAUAGGUGGAAUAUAGAGGAGAAUUUUCGCCAUCUAGAUAUUAAUAGAGAAGACCUAGACAAGCGGCUUGAUAGAUUGCACUAU